UCUCUGGACUACGUUGCUUUGCGCUCGCCACAGGCUGCCAAGGCAUUAAGAGCUGGGAUCGCGCAUUACUGUGACCUUGCGUUGACCGAGCCAUCAUGUCGUCGCGUUUCUGGGGAGACGACGACUCGUCGUCGUCCAGCGAUGAGUCAGACGAUGAGAUUCAGCAACAGCCCCAAACAAAGCUGAUGCGCAAUGCUUUCCUUGCCGGUGAUGAUGACGAAGACGAGGAAAAGCGUAUGGUGCGCUCCAAGGAACAGAAGUUCAAGGAGGAGAUGCUCACCACGGCUCAGCAAAUGUCCAACAAAGUGACCGUGUCGGAUUGGGCCAAGGUUGAAGAUCUGUAUACCUCCCUGAACAAGCAGCUGGAGAAGAAUCGCAACCUGAACAAGCCCCCUCGCUACUAUCUCAAGGUUGCUAUUGAGCUUGAGGAUGCCAUUAAUGCGGCCUGGGGCGACCGCAAGAAGCUCAACAAGACGGCUGCUUCUUCUCUCUCCAAGGUCAAGGCCAAGCUGCGCAAGUUCAACAAAGAUACCAAGUUCUUGGACGUGCCACUGGAGGAUACCAUUGCCGAGUGCCGCGAGGACCCCAGCCUUCUCGAGGAGGAAGAGGAAGCCGAUGAGGAUCAGGAGGCUACCGGUGCCGCUGACUCUGAUGCCAGUGAUAGCGAGGCCGAGGUUGAGGCGCCCAAGGCCAAGUCAAAGGCCAAGGCCAAGGCCAAAAAGUCAACCGAGGAUGGCGACGAUUCGGACUCUGACUUUUGGAACGAUGGCUCUGAGGAGUCGUCAGACUCGGACUCGGAUAAUGAGGCCGAAGGCGGCUUCCGUUACACGGCCGCCUAUUUCCUCAAGUCGAACGUGGUCAAGCCUCAAAAGCGUGAGCGCAAGGAGCGUGAUACGGAGAAGAAGCAGAAGACGGUGCAGGGUGCCGGUGACGAGGAUGACGAAGACGAUGGCUUUCAGCUGGUCCAGCCUACUCGUGCCAAGAAGGAGACGGUUCUCUUCAAGCGUGGUGAUGAGGUGACUGUCAAGGCUGUGCUUGAGAAGAUGGAUGAGGUUCUUCAAACCCGUGGUCGCAAGAACACUUCCCACUUUGAUCUCCGCGGUCUCUUGCGCAAACUGUUGGCCACAUCGCGCGAGAACAACCUGGGUGUUGGUAUUGAGGCCAAGCUGAUGCUGCAGAUUAUUGCCCUGCAUUUUGAUGAGCCCACUUCCAUUGCCGGCUACUUCAAGCCCGCCCACUGGGCCAACUGCUAUGACGACGUGAUGCAGGUCUACCGCCUGCUCCACGAGCACGAUGAUCUGCGGAUCCAGAUGCAGCCCGAUCGUGCCGAGGAGAUUGAGCAAGCGCCGUUCUUCCUUCAGGGCGAUGUCAUUAACUACGUUGAGCGCCUUGACACUGAGUUUACCAAGAGCCUGCGUAACAUUGACCCUUACACCCCUGAUUACGUGGUGCGCCUCCGCGAUGAGCCCGUGUUGUACAACUUGAUUCUUUUGGCCGAACAGUAUGCCAUGCGCCUGAACACGGAGGACGAUCUCUCUCGUUCGCGUCUCAUGCGCAUCGAGCACGUGUAUUUCAAAACGUCCCAUGUGCCCUCGACGAUCCGCUCGCCUACCCGCCAGCUGCCCUCGGAGGCUGAGAAGGAGGAUGUCGUGCCCGUGGAACCGGAAAUCUCGGAUGUGGAAACGCUCUGGGUGACGGACGACGCUGUCGAGUCGGACAUUACUGGUGUCAUGAAUCGUCUCUGCACUUACAUCUACUCACUUCAAAACGCCGAUCGCAAGCGCCUGCGCGCCAUGCUUUGCCACAUUUACCACAAUGCCAUCUUUGACCGCUUGUCGCGUGCUCGUGACCUCAUGUUGAUGGGCCAUCUGCAGGAGAACAUCAACCACGCUGAUCCUUUAACCCAGAUUCUGUACAACCGCACCAUGGUGCAGCUCGGUCUGUGCGCCUUCCGUCGCGGCGAGAUUCAGGAGGCCCAACAUGCCCUCCAUGACAUUUGGAGCUCUCGUGUUCGCGAGCUUUUGGCUCAGGGCAUGUCGUACCGCAAGGAUCACGACAAGUCACAGGAAGACCAGAAGAUUGAGAAGGCGCGACAAACGCCCUUCCACUUGCAUAUCAAUCACGAUUUGAUUGAGAGUGUGUUCUACACGACCGCCAUGCUUUUGGAGGUCCCCUUCAUCUCGCAGCAGAUGCACGAUCCCUCGCGGACGCGCAUGCCCAUUCGUCAGUACCGCCGCCAGUUGGAUCAGUUUUGCGGUCAAAUGUUCACUGCGCCUCCGGAGAACACGCGUGAGCGCAUCAUGGCCGCUUCGCUUGCUCUCAUGCACGGUGAUUGGAAGACGUGCUGCGAUCACAUCCUGAACCUCAAGGCCUGGAAGUUGAUGACCGAUCGUGAGGCGGUGUGCGCCAUGCUGAAGCAGAAGAUCUGCGAGGAGGGCCUGCGCUCCUACCUGUUCCAUGCCAGUGGUCACUACAACUCUCUUCAGCUUGCUUUCCUGGCCAAGAAGUUUGAACUCGAUAGCCGCCGUGUGCAUGGCAUUGUGAGCCGUAUGGUGUACAGCAACGAGCUGCAUGGCAGCAUAGAUGAGGUCGAGGGCACCGUGGUGAUGCAUAAGGCUGAGCCCAACGAGCUGCAGCGCCUGGCCAUGACCUUUGCCGAGAAGGUGGGCCAGUUUGUCGAGAACAACGAGCGACUCGUAGAUGUCGGCUCGGGCACAGGUGGUUACAAGGACCGCUACAACAACACCUCCCGCAGCUACAAGCGCUUUGGUGGUGUGCGGCGGUACAUGCGCCCGAUGCACGAUCGCGGCGAGCGUGCCACCACUCUGACCACUGGUAACGGUGGUGGACCUCCACCCCCACCCCCACCGCCGCCACCUCCAGCGGGCCCUGCCGGCGCCCCGCCACCGCCACCGCCCCCUCCACCUGCUGCCGCUUCCUCAGCACCACCACCGCCAGCUCCGCCGGCGAGCAAUAAUAUCGGAGACACGCCUGCAGAGCCCGCCACGCCGAUGGUCUCCCAAAACCCAGUCACGGCAUGGGAGCGCCCCUGGUCCAUUCCCGAGCUGCGUGCGUCAACUACGCAAUGGUCGCUGGCUGCUGAUGAAGGUCUCCGUCAUCACCUGGAGCAGUUCUCGUCACAUCUUCUAUCACGCACCUCGGAGCUUGAGAAGGCUGUCGACUCCCUGGUCACAGAGACCAAGAUGACCCAGGUUCGAGCAGAAAACGUCAUCAACGGAUUUAUGAUGCUUUCAAACACUCAGUUUAUUGAAAGCCGUGUUUAUGAGGAUGACGUGGAUACGGCCACACCGGCCGAGGCACCGCCACAAACAGACGGCAGCGGAGGCGCUAAAGAUAAGGAAGAGCAGCGCAAGGAGAUCGUGCGCAAGUUUACCGAUUCCCUUCAGCUUGGCCUCAAAGUGCUGGAGGAUCAUUAUGAAAUUGUGGAGGACCAACCGAUGGAAAUGGAUAUAGACUCGGAUGCAGGGUCAGACGUUGGAGCUCCCGCACGCACGCAACAGCGUCGCUAUCAACCCAAGUCGGCAUACGCACAUCGCCUUUUGCCCUACAUCAUUGGGACGGUGGCCUAUAUCGAGGAUGCCACAGUGGGUCUCAAGGAUUACCAUGCUGAGGAGGAGGAGCUUUUGGUUGACGAGGACGGUGACGGGGCCAGUAUCAUUGCUUCCGAAGACGAGUUGGAGAUGGAUGGUCCAACCUCAGAUGGCAGAUUCGAAGACCCUCUUGCAGACGAAGAGGAGCCCGAGGCAACAGCCAUCCCGCCAGCCCCUCCGGCGGCUAUGCCCAACAUGUUUGAUGUGCCUGAUAGCGCCGACGAUAGCGAAGAUGACAUGUUUGCCCCUCAGGCGCCCAAGGUCCCGGCUGGUGCUGCUCGCAUGCAUGGCCAAACCGCCGAGGAGCAAGCUGCUGCGGGGAGUAUGCUUGAGGAGGAGAUGAACACUCCUGCUCCCGUACCCGCCUUUGCAGAAGCUCCCAAGAAGGCCCGUGGCCUUUUUGAUGAUUCGGAUGAGGAAGAGGAGGAUGACACCUUUGCGCCAGCAAGUUCAACAGGUGGUGCAGGCGAAUACGUGGAAGUGGCUGGUGAUGACGACGGCACUGCCGUCACAGCUCCUGCUCCUGCCAACCCCGUGAAUCCUUUGGCAGCAGCAGUUGCAGCAGCGGCAGCGCGCCGACGUGCUCAAGACAGCGAUGAGGAAAGCGACGGUGAAUUUGGCACGCCGUCCGUCGGGGCUCCCGCAAUCGCAGCGGCCGUCGCCUCCGCCCCUGUUCCCGCGGCACCUCAAGCAGCACCCGCCAAAGCCAGCGGCAGCAGCAAAGGGGGUCUGGGUGGCUUGUUUGGCGACGAGGAUGAGGACGAAGAUGAGGAUAUGGGAGCCUUAUUCGGUGCACCGACCGGUGCACCGGCUGUCGUGGCCCCCGUAUCGCAGCCUGCUGCUCACCAAUCAGCAGCAGGAGCUAGCAAACCGAAGAAAGGGUUGUUUUUCGAUGAUGACGACGACGAUGACGACGACUUUCUGGCUAGUGAUGGCAACCUUUUUGGGGACAAACCCACGGCACCUGCAGCAGCAGCAGCAGCAGCAGCAGCAGCAGCAGCAGCCAAAGCUCCCAGUCGAAGCUUGUUCGAUGAUGAGGAGGAGGAUGAGCCUCUUGUGCCCGCUCCGGUGAAAGCAAGCCAACCCAAACCCAAAGCAGGAGCCUCUUUGUUUGGCGAUGAGGAAGAUGACGAUGAAUUUGGGUUUGACGUGGCAGCCGACCAGCCCCCGACAAAGCCUAAAGAAGCCUCGCCUGAGCCUGAACCGGUAGAGGCACCUUCCAAGCCUGUUGGUCCCAAAAAGCCAAUUGGAGGCCAGGCCACAUUCUCUCCUGGUCUGCUUACCGAGCUGCAUAAACGCGGCAUCGGCGCUUCGUCACCGGCAGCUGUAAAUAACGAUGCAGAAGAGCCAGCGAGCAAUAUCAGCGACAAAGAUGAGCAGCAACCAGCAGCGCGAGGAAACAGUGCUGCGGCAAAACCCAAAGCGGCCUCGCAAGGAAGCUCAUCCCUCUUUGACGAUGACGAUGAUGACGAUGGCGACCUGUUUGGUGGGGCUGGCGCAGCUGCUGAGAGCACCACCAAGGAGCCAACACCCGUCGCCACGACGACAACUUCCAGCAAUGAUCGCAAGCCAGCGGCCACAAACACCCUGUUUGGGGGUGAUGAUGAUGAUAGCGAUGGCGAUGAUUUGUUUGGUGGUGCUGGCAACAAGAGCCAAACACCUGAUUCCAAUGCAGCACCAGCCCCGGCCCAGACGUCUGGUGCUUCCUCCAACAGUAAGCCAGCCGCUACUACCGUGCCAGCACCAGCAGCAGCUGAGCCAGCCCCCAUGCCGAGCUCUCCCAAGAUGGAAAAGAAGCCAGCUGAGGUCAAGGAGACAAAGCAGAAGACUCCCGAAACCGUUGCUGAGGUCAAGAACGGCACUGUGGACGACAUCUUUGGUGAUGACGAUGGUGAUGACAUGUUCAAAGACACGCGCAAGGUCACAGCCAACGGCAAUGGUAAAACAAAGCAGCCGGUGGAGCUAGCAGCUUCGUCCAGCAAGGCGACCAAGAAAAAGAAAACACCCAAAGCCGCUGCCACGCCUGCCACAGAUGGCACGCUGGACGACAUUUUUGACACUCUCGACUCAGUUCCAGUCAAGCAAAAAUCCGUCAAGAAGAAAAAGAAAACGACCACCAGCGCAAAGGUGACCAAGGCAGAUCUGGAUGAUUUGUUUGCUGAUUGA
This is a messenger RNA of Monosiga brevicollis MX1, 5777 nucleotides long. RefSeq lists its product as uncharacterized. Bases 96 to 5777 code for a protein of 1893 amino acids. Gene Ontology annotation, cellular component: eukaryotic translation initiation factor 3 complex. Gene Ontology annotation, biological process: translational initiation. The transcript has 24 exons. Lineage: Eukaryota; Choanoflagellata; Craspedida; Salpingoecidae. Gene Ontology annotation, molecular function: translation initiation factor binding; translation initiation factor activity; RNA binding. The record is from RefSeq and is a predicted model, not a curated record.